Messenger RNA from Tuber aestivum (summer truffle), 1622 nucleotides. Lineage: Eukaryota; Fungi; Ascomycota; Pezizomycetes; Pezizales; Tuberaceae. The record is from the annotation of a GenBank genome assembly.
AUGCCAUCUCAAUUCUCAAGCUUGCUUCGCUAUGCGGUGCAGCCUCGCCGUACAAGCAUCACUUCCAUUGCCGAUGCAGCAAGGCUACGGAAAUGUCCCUCCUCGUUAUUAACAGACCCAUGGCGGCCACUCCACAGCUUUGCCGCUUCCCCGCCCAUGCCUUCCGGGUCCACGGCGUCGAACCCACAAAUGUCCUUCCCAUGCCUGGACGCUGUGGAGUCGAGGACUCAAGAGAUCGUGUCGCGCUCCUUGACAAAUGGCCCUGAACCUUCAUACACGACCGGUGUGCACAAGGAGUUCACGUCGAAGGAGCCGCUAUUGCUGGACUAUGGCGGGAGACUGAAGGAGUCCACCAUAGCCUACGAAACAUGGGGCAAGAUGAACGCGGACAAGUCCAAUGUGGUGCUCCUCCACACCGGUCUCUCCGCAUCCUCCCAUGCAAGGUCCAACGAGGACAACCCACGCCUCGGCUGGUGGGAGAUGUUCAUAGGUCCUGGGUUGGCGCUUGACACGAACCGCUUCCAUGUGAUAUGCACAAACGUGCUCGGGGGCUGUUACGGAUCUACGGGACCAGCCAGUAUCGAUCCCGCGGAUGGGAAGCGGUACGCUACGCGGUUCCCCAUCCUGACCAUGAGUGACAUGGUCAGGGCUCAGUUUCGCCUGCUGGAUGCACUCGGCGUGGGCAAGCUCAUGGCAAGUGUCGGAGCCAGUAUGGGCGGCAUGCAGAGUCUCGCGGCGGGGGUCCUAUACCCCGAUAGAAUCGGAAGAAUCGUGAGCAUAAGUGGUUGUGCCCGGAGCCAUCCCUAUAGCAUUGCAUUGAGACAUGCUCAAAGACAAGGUAUGCAGCAGACAAACCCCUAAUGUUCCACCCAUCCCGGAAUACUCACCAUUCUAAAAAUUCCAAAAAUAAAGUCCUCAUGGCCGACACAAACUGGAACCGCGGCUUCUACUACGACAAGGUCCCGCCGCACGUCGGCAUGAAGCUGGCCCGGCAGAUUGCCACAGUGACCUACCGUUCGGGUCCCGAAUGGGAACAACGCUUCGGCCGGCAGCGCGCAGACCCCUCCCGCCCCCCCGCUUUGUGUCCUGACUUCUUGAUAGAAACCUACCUCGACCACGCGGGCGAGAAGUUCUGCUUGGAAUACGACGCCAACAGCCUCCUGUACGUGUCGAAGGCAAUGGACCUCUUCGACUUGGGCAUCGCAAACCAGGACAGCAUCCGCGAGUUGCGCCAGAAGAACAAGCACAGGCUCCUCGAGGGCUACUCCAGCGACAGCGAGGCCUGCUCCUUAUCCUUGCCCAGGGUGCCAUACAUCGAGCAGCAGUCGAAUAAGGAUUCCUCCCAGACCGCCUCUGGUCAUGAUGAUGCAGCCGCAUCCGACGAUUUGGUUCUGGGAUUGUCACCAAUGAGGGAUAUCCCGGCGUUGGUUCUCGGAGUGGAGAGCGAUAUCCUCUUCCCCGCCUGGCAGCAGCGUGAAGUCGUCGAUACUCUGCGCAAGGCUGGGAAUGCCAAUGUCGAACAUGUCGAACUCAGCCAGGACGUCAGUCUCUUCGGUCACGAUAGUUUCCUACUGGAUGUCAAGAACAUUGGCGGCAGCGUUAAGUCUUUCCUGGAGCAAUAG